Messenger RNA from Pararge aegeria (speckled wood butterfly), 2096 nucleotides. RefSeq names its product transcriptional regulator DEF1-like. The transcript is spliced from 10 exons. The record is from RefSeq and is a predicted model, not a curated record. Lineage: Eukaryota; Metazoa; Arthropoda; Insecta; Lepidoptera; Nymphalidae. The coding region runs from base 259 to 1515 and encodes 418 amino acids.
GAAGGUGCUAGUUCACUGGCAGGCUAGAUGCCGGUAACAUCAGUGACGUUCGUCUGUCACAGCUCAUUACAGUCACUAGUGCGCGCCAGUUUAAGUUCAAGGACCACAUUGUGUAAGACGCUUUGUUUUUUCUCAGCGUUACAGGUGAGGCUGUAAGCUCGCCCGCGUGGGCGCGCCGCCUACCGCUCAGUUAGAGUUCGGCACCGCCGCUGCUCGCACGAAACUCCGCCGCACAAAGCGCAACGAACGACUUCCAAAAUGGCCACCGGUCCGAAAAUAGUGCACAAGCAAUUCAAUUCGCCCAUGGGCCUGUACUCUCAACAAAAUAUCCAGGAAACGCUGAACAAGCAUAUGCAGAACCUUGACAACGGCACCGUGGGUAUUAACUUCCAAAAUCCUGGUACGGACAAACCGGCAAAUCUGGCAAACUCAGCAGUUCUGCGCAUGCUCGAAGAAGAAGAACGCAACCGCAAAGGUUUACCUAGUACACUAGACCCUACCCAAAUCGUGGCGAUUUUGGAGAACCUUGUUCGCACCCAGCGAAGAUUUGACCAAAUAUGGCCGCCGAAAAAGACGAAACUGACAAAUUAUUGGGAUGGCCAAAUCAACUCUGCUUCGUAUAUUUGUUCCAAUCUCAUGAAGGCUAAAGGUCAGAAGAAAGUAGUGUGGCCACCAACGCCUGAGACCAACGGAUAUCAUCAACCGCCACAGCAGAGUCCUGCAAACUUCAACAACGCCCAGCACUCUCCGUCCCAACCACAAUACUCCCCGCAACCCCAAAAUUACUUGCCGCAAUCACCGCUCCAACAACAACAAUACCAAGCUCCUCCAUCCCAAAACCAAUAUCCUCAAUAUAAUCAAGGAGUGCAGUCGGAGCCUUCCUACUGCGAAGGGAAACGCCAGGGAGCCACGGGGCUAAGUAAACUGAUCCCUGUAGGGCCGGGUGUCACCGCUUCCCCAGUAGACCCAUCUUACCGCCAGGGCCCGUUGUCGCCUAGUGCGCAGCCCUAUCGACAACAACAAAGUCGAUGGGCGCCGGUGCCGGCCCCCAUCUCCCCUCAGCCAACGUCGCAUAAUCCCCAGUUCAACCAGCAGCCUCAAUAUUCGCCCCAGGGUCAAUACUCCCCGCAGCCGCUAUACUCGGAGCCCGAGUACAAGCCGCCACAAAGGCAGUUCGAACCACCCCCGACCACCAUUACCCUCCGACCCCAACAGCCCAUUCACCAGCAACCAUCACCGGUCUUCGCAAGCCAGCCGGCUACAGCAUCGCUCCAGGGAGGCGUAAACAUGCGCGGUGAUCAAAAAUGGCCGCCGCAGUCGGUAAAGGAAGCAGUGGCUGCAGAAAACGAAGCCAGGAGGCAGUUAGCAAAAGGACCCGCUUGCAGGCCCCGCAAGGUACGCAAGGACUACACCGGUUUCUUCUCGCAGCACGCCCUUAAUCACAGUUACACAAGCUACCGUGUCCCACCUGGUACCCAACACUUUGAUGAUCAAUCUGGUCGAUCCUCUUACUAAAUAAAUAAAAUUAAUUGAAAUGUCUCUAAAAUAGUUGGCUAAAUGAAAAUCACAAUUACAUAAAACGCCACUGCCCAUUCUCCAUCUGAAGAAAUUAAUUAUUAGUUGGACGGUUCGUAAAAUCCGACUGUUUACAAGAACUAAGGAUUUCUUCCUUUAUUAUUGUAAUGUUCGGGAUUUUUUAUACAACCGUUAGAUAAAACUCGAUACUCAUCUUUAACACCGUUUUCAAUUCUAGUAUGGUUGUCCGCAAUUGGACUUCAAGUGGAAGUACUUGUAAAGACUUUGGCUUAUUAAAGUCUUUGUGCAUGUACUUGAUUGGAUAAUCACAAUCAGUACAUUACAUUUAGAUAUUAUUUAUUUAACAUUCAUGAAAUAGUUUGUAAGUGUAAUUAUUAAAAAAUACUUUUAAGUUUUGCACUUUUUAAAAUUAAAAUUAUGUUCAAGUCAUUAUUAGAUACAAAAAGUUUUACCUACUGCUUCUUUGCCAAUGUUGUGAAAGAAUUGCUUAAUCCUUUAUAAAGAUUUACAGAAUGCAUACACAUAAACGUGAAUUGUAAUUUUAUUUGCUUAGCUUAAAG